AUGCUGACAGAUCCUUUAUUUCUUGGUUAUUUUGAGAAAGAGAAACGAAGACUCGACACAGUGAUGGCCUACGAUUUGAAUGGAUUUGGCAGAGAAGGUCCGGCUCUAGGAUCAAGCUAUAUUUCUGAACCAUCUGAAGAGAUUUGUGAGGAGAAUACCCAGGAUCAGGACAAUAAUAAUAAUUUAACAGAAGACCAUCCGGAACUUAAAACAUCAAACUUUUCAAAAGAUUUUACCUUUAAAAAGGGACAAGCCUUGUGGGAGGAAAUUUCCUCAAUUUUAAAUGCCAUGCCGGGCGCAAACAAGGGAUGGAUAAAAUGGCGUAAGACAUGGCAUGAUAUAAAAAACGCAGUGAAAACCAAAUCUGCAACUAUAAGGAGACACUUGGAUCAAACUGGUGGUGGCCCUCCUAUAAAUGAGGAAAUAACCAAUGAGGAUCAGAAGAUUCUAAACCUAAUAUCCCCAGUAGUUAUAGAGGGUAUGCCUGAAGUAGCUGAAUCGAUGACAGUUUUUACAAUGCCACCAAAGAAGGAAGUUAAGCCUAGCACUUCAUCCUCAUUUGUUCCAGUUGAAGUGGAUGUGAUUGUGUCCAAUCCAAGGGUUGAUCAAACUGUUGACGAACCCGAGGACGAACCAUUGGUAACCCCGAGGGUAACACCUAAUGAGGCUAAAGGGUCAAGAUUUUCCAAAACCCCUGUAAGGGUUCAGAGGCUAGACAGGUCGAUAGGGGCGUCUGAAAAAAUGGCUAAGAUAAUGGAGGGAAAGAAUAUCAUUUAUGAAAACUACCUCAAAGAAAAAAUAUCCUUGAUGAGAAGGGACUGUGAAGCCAAAGAGAGGAUAGCUUCAGCGUUAGAACAUCUCACUGCUUCUUUAAAUAAUAAUAGCAACCAUAAUAGUGAUAGUGAGUAA
Ceutorhynchus assimilis (cabbage seed weevil) is the source of this 909-nucleotide messenger RNA. The record is from the annotation of a GenBank genome assembly. Lineage: Eukaryota; Metazoa; Arthropoda; Insecta; Coleoptera; Curculionidae.